UCUCUUCAACCCGAUCACGAUGUCGCACGCUCUCAACUUGUCUUCACACUCACCGUCAGCUUUCACAAUCUCACGUCCAUCACUUUUCCUAUCAACCGCUACUAAUUUACCGUUACCCUUGAAAAAGCCGUUACGUACGUUAGUUGUGAAGGCGUCCACGUCAGAUCCGGUGUUAGUAACGGAUAACGGUUCAGGUGGGGUAUUAUCAGGUACAACGCAGGAGUAUAGUAGUAACAAUGGUCCGGCUUCAAUUGAAGUGGAUACAGUAACAGAAGCAGAGUUAAAAGAGAAUGGUUUUAGGAGUACACGUAGGACGAAAUUAAUUUGCACAAUUGGUCCUGCAAGUUGUGGGUUUGAACAAUUAGAGGCAUUAGCUGUUGAAGGAAUGAAUGUAGCUAGGAUUAAUAUGUGUCAUGGUACACGUGAAUGGCAUCGAAUGGUAAUCGAGAGAGUUAGGAGAUUGAAUGAAGAGAAAGGAUUUGCUGUAGCUAUUAUGAUGGAUACUGAAGGUAGUGAGAUUCAUAUGGGUGAUCUUGGUGGUUCUUCUUCUGCUAAAGCUGAGGAUGGUGAAAUUUGGAAUUUCACUGUUCGUGCAUUUGACCCACCACUUCCAGAACGCACCAUCACUGUUAACUAUGAUGGUUUUGCUGAAGAUGUGAGAGUGGGUGAUGAUCUACUAGUAGAUGGUGGAAUGGUGAGAUUUGAAGUGAUUGAGAAAAUUGGCCCAGAUGUUAAGUGUCUUUGUACGGAUCCUGGGCUUCUUUUACCUCGGGCUAAUCUGACAUUUUGGCGGGAUGGUAAAUUAGUGAGGGAACGCAAUGCUAUGCUUCCAACAAUUUCCUCAAAGGAUUGGCUAGACAUUGACUUUGGGAUUGCCGAGGGUGUUGAUUUUAUUGCUGUAUCAUUUGUCAAGUCUGCUGAAGUCAUUAAGCAUCUUAAGAGCUACAUUAAAGCCCGAGCUCGGGAUGGUGAUAUUGCUGUAAUUGCAAAGAUAGAGAGCAUUGACUCAUUGAGGAACCUAGAAGAAAUAAUUCAGGCAUCAGAUGGUGCUAUGGUGGCGAGAGGAGACCUUGGUGCUCAAAUUCCAUUAGAACAGGUUCCAUCAGAGCAACAAAGGAUUGUUCAACUAUGCAGGCAGCUGAAUAGGCCUGUUAUAGUGGCUUCCCAGUUGCUGGAAUCUAUGAUUGAAUACCCAAUUCCAACUAGAGCUGAAGUUGCUGAUGUUUCUGAAGCAGUUAGGCAACGAGGGGAUGCUUUGAUGCUUUCUGGUGAAUCGGCCAUGGGACAGUUUCCUGAGAAGGCCCUGACUGUCCUGAGAAAUGUUAGUUUGAGAAUUGAAAGAAGGUGGAGGGAACAGAAACGCCAUGAAGUUAUUGAAUUGCCAUCCAUAGCAUCUUCAUUUUCCGAUAGUAUUUCAGAAGAGAUUUGCAACUCUGCCGCCAAGAUGGCUAACAAUUUGGAAGUUGAUGCUCUUUUUGUUUACACCAAGAAUGGGCACAUGGCAUCUCUCUUGUCACGCUGCCGUCCUGAUUGCCCAAUAUUUGCAUUUACAACGGCAACAUCUGUACGUAGACGUCUGAACCUGCAAUGGGGUCUAAUGCCUUUUCGCUUGAAUUACUCUGAUGAUAUGGAAAGCAACCUCAACAAAACUUUCUCCCUGCUAAAAGCUCGGGGCAUGAUCAAGUCAGGUGCCCUCAUCAUUGCUGUUUCCGACAUGCUGCAGUCUAUCCAAGUUAUGAAUGUCCCAUAAGUCAAAAGUUCUGUAUUUGAGUUUUGAGCUUGGCAACCUCAAUUAUAUGCCAAUUAAGCUAUUAGAAAGUUCAACAAUUUGGUUCUGCUAGGGAGUAAUACAACUAUGAGCCACAUCCUUUUUCGAUUGUGUCCCCGUUUCAGGUGGAUAUCUCGAUGACAUUUGGUGUUACUGAAUUGUCAUGCGCUUGUAGUCAGCAUAGAUAUGUUGCAACAUGUACCAAGGUAGAUUAUGUACUCCCUGUUUUCCUAGGAUUCAGAGGAUGUAGCUUCUGCUUGAGUUGUUGAUCUAGAUGUGUCGGUGUCCCUUAGAAUAAUCGUGAUAAUUAUGCAUUCUGUUCUUAAAAUUAUUAUGAGGGUGUUGUUAUUGGUGUGUUUUCAAUGAUGUAUUGUUUUGGAUUUAAUUACACUUGGCCUAAAUAGAAUUGUUUAUCUGAUUGGCUGGUUGAAAGGA
Messenger RNA from Lycium ferocissimum, 2203 nucleotides. RefSeq names its product pyruvate kinase isozyme A, chloroplastic. Gene Ontology annotation, biological process: glycolytic process. NCBI's taxonomy places the organism in Eukaryota, Viridiplantae, Streptophyta, Magnoliopsida, Solanales, Solanaceae. Bases 20 to 1750 code for a protein of 576 amino acids. Gene Ontology annotation, molecular function: pyruvate kinase activity; potassium ion binding; magnesium ion binding. The transcript has 6 exons. Gene Ontology annotation, cellular component: chloroplast stroma; cytoplasm. The record is from RefSeq and is a predicted model, not a curated record.